Sinocyclocheilus anshuiensis is the source of this 819-nucleotide messenger RNA. Its product is annotated as heat shock 70 kDa protein-like. NCBI's taxonomy places the organism in Eukaryota, Metazoa, Chordata, Actinopteri, Cypriniformes, Cyprinidae. The record is from RefSeq and is a predicted model, not a curated record. Gene Ontology annotation, molecular function: ATP binding; ATP-dependent protein folding chaperone. Bases 2 to 700 code for a protein of 232 amino acids. The transcript has a single exon.
CAUGAUGGCCCUCAUCAAACGCAACACCACCAUCCCCACCAAACAGACCCAGACCUUCAGCACCUACUCAGACAACCAGCCCGGUGUCCUGAUCCAGGUCUAUGAGGGAGAGAGGGCCAUGACAAAAGACAACAACCUGCUGGGUAAAUUUGAGCUGACAGGAAUCCCACCUGCACCACGUGGAGUCCCGCAGAUUGAAGUGACCUUUGACAUCGAUGCCAAUGGAAUCCUAAAUGUGUCUGCGGUGGACAAAAGCACUGGAAAAGAGAACAAGAUCACCAUCACCAAUGACAAGGGCAGACUGAGUAAAGAGGAGAUUGAGAGGAUGGUGCAGGAAGCAGACAAAUACCAAGCUGAAGAUGAUCUGCAAAGAGAGAAGAUUGCUGCCAAAAACUCUCUGGAGUCUUACGCCUUCAACAUGAAGAACAGUGUGGAAGAUGAGAACCUGAAAGGAAAGAUCAGUGAGGAUGACAAGAAGAACGUUAUUGAGAAAUGUAACGAGGCUGUCAGCUGGCUAGAGAACAACCAGCUGGCUGAUAAGGAGGAGUAUGAACAUCAGCUGAAGGAGCUGGAGAAAGUCUGCAAUCCAAUCAUCACUAAACUGUAUCAGGGAGGGAUGCCAGCUGGAGGCUGUGGAAAUCAGGCACGUGGAGCAUCAGGGGCCGGUGCUCAGGUGCCCACUAUUGAAGAGGUGGAUUAAAGUUAUGGACUUGUCACUUUGUCUUUCAUAUCUCACGUGACAAUUUGAUCAAGGAUUUUUUAUAUGAUAUUGCUGUUUUUAUAUUCCUGUUUUGUUAUUUAACCACAAGCCACUUUAAU